This is a messenger RNA of Varroa destructor (honeybee mite), 1634 nucleotides long. It is a transcript of the gene PolD2, whose product is annotated as DNA polymerase delta subunit 2. Gene Ontology annotation, molecular function: DNA binding. Gene Ontology annotation, cellular component: delta DNA polymerase complex. Gene Ontology annotation, biological process: DNA strand elongation involved in DNA replication; DNA replication. The record is from RefSeq and is a predicted model, not a curated record. NCBI's taxonomy places the organism in Eukaryota, Metazoa, Arthropoda, Arachnida, Mesostigmata, Varroidae.
GAUCGCUUUGUUCGAAGCACUGCCGUUCCCAACAAACAUAUGGAACCUACCGGAUUUUGGCGUAAUUCCAAUACAGGUCCAUACAUGCUUACUCCUCGUAAUAAAAUUACGGAGUAACGCCAAACGCCAGAAUGUCGGUUCAGGGUGACUAUUCACAAAGGACAUUUCAUCGAGUGUCAUGUAACUUCCGGGACAUGUCCGAAAAGUAUCGAAUGGUUGUCAGAAACUUUAAAUCACAGUAUGCGUCAUUGUACCGCGUUCGGUACGAGAGAUGUCUGCCGAUGCUACGCGCCAGUGUUGAAAAAAAAUGGGGUGAAUCAAAGGUACCUAUUGUAGAUGUAUGCAACCUGGAAUGUGGUGCUCGUACGAUCGUAGUGGGGACCCUAUUCAAGGUUAUGCCCAAACAGCCUUCAAUUCUAAGGGAGAUCUCUGAAGACGUUCCUGAAGAUCAUCCGCUUGGGAUCUUAGAGAGCGACGAUAAUUUUACUUCGGAUGAAGACUCACUCGUUCUUGAAGACAUGAGACAGCGGGUUGCUAUCAAACACUCAAAUCUUCUUAAUGUGCACCAUCUGGUUACCGGCGUACCCAUAGCACUGCUGGGUACAGUUAAUGAAGAAGAUGCACAAUUUAUCGUCGAGGACUACUGUUUCAUAGGCAUCCAAAAACAGUUAUCCAUCCCAAAGAUAACCGAGGAUAAGUUUGUAGUGUUGUUGAGUGGCCUUGAACUUUCAAAAUCCAACGACUUGACGACCCUACAGCUCUUUGUGGAUUACCUAGGCGGAUUUAUUGGUGGAAACAAAGAAAUUGAAAAAACGGCGAAGGUUUGCCGCGUCGUUCUUUGUGGCAACUCGGUGAUGGGUCGGUCGAAUUCUUCAAAGUCCAACACACCUAAGUUUUCAUUGCGAAAGGAAGUACCUGAUAAUGCCCCUUGGAUGAACAUGUUAGAUGCGUACCUUGCAGAAUUGGCUAAAACUGUCCCUGUAGAUAUUAUGCCUGGCCCAUAUGAUCCCGCAAACAUGCUGCUUCCCCAGCAGCCUCUCCACCACUGCCUAUUCCCACGAGCUGCCGUCCACGCGAACUUCAUAGCUGUCACAAAUCCGUAUGCCUUUGAGGUGGAUGGUGUACGGUUUUUAGGAUCGUCCGGACAAAACGUAUCGGAUAUUCUUCGAUAUUCACGCUUGAAAGGACCAAUCGACGUUCUCAAGGCAAUUCUCGAUUGGUCUCACAUGGCGCCAACAGCUCCAGAUACUUUGGGAGCGUACCCUCAACAGGAACAAGAUCCAUUUGUUAUUGAAGAGGCUCCGCAUGUUUUUUUUGCUGGCAAUCAAGAUAAAUUUGCUGUGGAGAAGCUCACUGAUGACGAAUCGGACGUACGCUUGACACUCAUAAGCAUACCAAUAUUCUCAUCGAAACCUACCGCUAUUUGGGUAAACCUCCGAACUUUGGACGCGUCACCACUUGAUUUCGUUGUCGAUACUGGGAUAGAGUCUUUGUCAGAUUAAACGAGAAACCAGCACAUUAAGUGUUAAUUUUCGGACGUAAUUUAUGUUCUUAAAUCUUGUUCGUCUGCUCAAUGUCAUAGUGAACUUUCCGGGAAGAUUCAAAGCGUUAAAUAUACACGCUCAUAUAAUGAU